AUGGUCAUGUCUCAAACUGUCAAUGAAACUAGGUGUUAUAACUUAAGCGACGUCAACUUAUCGAAACGACCUCCAAAACCUGGACCUCCUAAGAAAAUCUAUCGAUGGAAUUCUGAAUGCAGGCAACUUUUCGAUAAAAUUAUCCUUUGUCGACUUGAGAGUUAUAAAUUGUUAAACAUCAAAGGUUCUGCUGAAGACUAUCUUAGACGCCUUUUCCCAACUCUAAUACAACUUUGGCCUGAUGGUUGGAUUACUAAUGCUGCAUUAUGGCGUACCGGUUUACCAAUCUUCCAGAAGUUUUGCAGCGAAAAUGGCUUAAGCAACAACACUACAACAUCUCAGUUGCUUGCACGACCUAUGAACAACAACAGCCAUAAUGGUUCUACGCACAUAAAUAAUGGGAGAAACCACAAUUCACCUUCUACAAAUACCACACCUCUUCCUGACUCUAGUGUUUUAUCACAACAUAAUUCGCCCAUCGUCGUUGUACCUCAUGCUUCUUCGAAUAUUUCAAUUUCGACUGCCUCCAAAACGGUUCCGAAGAUACCCGAUCAUGUAGUACCAAGCAGUAGUCCACAUACAAGUUUAUCGGUUGUUUGCAGCCCUAAAUCUAGCCCUCAUGUAGUUCCUGUCACAAAACACUGUCAACCAGUCCCUACAUCACUUUCAACCGCACAACCAAUUAAUCGCCCGAAUUUCCGAGUUACUCCAUCUGCAGUUGCUCAUGGUCCGAUUCAUUCAAAAAUCGUCAAUACUAAGACCCCAGUAACGGUUUGUGUGGAAACUGGAACUUCUCGUUUAUCCUAUGUCCUUCAAUCGACCGCAGCAUCUAUAUCUCCAAACUCACUAGUAGUUCCUGUGGUAACUUCAACAUCUCAAAAUUCGCAGUCAAGUCGAACUCCUAUUUUACAGAAUGAAGCUGUUAUGGGUCGAACAGCCAGUCCAAGUUUACCUCUUCGUCUUGUCUCAUCCAGUUCUUCUAAUCCUGUAUCCACCAUUUUAGUAUCCAAGCCAGUACAGCUAAACUCAGAACUGAACAAAUCUACAAUGAUCAAUCCAGUAGCUCUCAAAAGGCAGUCAUACCCCAAUUGUCCAUCUUCACAGAAACCUCUAACUGCUCAAUUAAAGGUUGAUGAUCUUGGGAAGUCAAUGGUUCCUCUUAAUGAUGGUUCUCCAAAACAGUGUACACCAAACGUGCCUUCGAAUUUUUCUCAUAAUUUGAAUAAGUUUAAUCAACAAAUCACUUAUCAGUCUGCUGCUAUCGCUCUAUCUAACCAACAGAUUGACCAACUACAACAUCGUGCAUUGUCUAGUACUGGUAGAGUUGGAUUAAAUUUAAAUCCGACACUAGGUGCUGCAGCAGCUCUUCUCUUUCCUCCACAACCACCUCCUGCUCAUCAAUCCAAAUACCAGAGCUUGUCUUUACAGAACGAGAAUCCUAGAGAAAAUAUAACAACCACAAAUUAUGAUAAAACUUUUGUCAACUCAUGA
Messenger RNA from Schistosoma turkestanicum, 1491 nucleotides. Lineage: Eukaryota; Metazoa; Platyhelminthes; Trematoda; Strigeidida; Schistosomatidae. The record is from the annotation of a GenBank genome assembly.